CUAUUAACAAAUAUUGACCCGGCCAUCUGACCAAAGUGAUCACAUGUGGGAAAUUUAAAAUUGAACAUUACUACACAAUACACUUUACCAAAUUUGUUUACACUUUCUUACGUAACAAAAUUAAUUCACACAAAAAAAAUAAAAAAGUGACAGAAUGAAUGUAUUAAAGGAGAUAGCGUUAAGGGAAAUUGAAGAGAAAGCUAAAGCCAAAAGGCUGAAAUGGUUUGUCGAAAACUAUGAGAAAAUCUAUCAGGAUGGCUCCCACCCUGAAAGGGAGGCAAAAAAGGCAGCGUAUCUCUAUAACGAAUUGAGGAAAGUACAGCAGGAGAUCGCAAAGAGGGACAAAGCGACCAACCCAAAAAAGGUACCACCUCCACAAAAGGAACUGAUCCAAUUCACAGAUGAGGACAUUAAAAGACCCAUUAUGUACCCCGUAUCGAAGUUUUACCUUGAUGUUUUGUAUGGAGGAGAAGUCGAAGAAGGCUACAAGCUUUAUUUGAAACUGCGCAGCCAACUGGCCCCUUACGAGAAGUAUUACGAAUCACAAACGCAGAACAUGGAUUAUGGAUGGAAGACUGAAGAGAGGGCGGAAAGGCCGGAUAAAGAAUUCACUCGCAAUUCUGUUAUUAAACAGCAGUUUUUCAGGCGCUAUGGUAUUAAAGGGGAGACGCCCAGAAAUCGGCCGCCAUUCAAAAAGGGGAUCGUCGCUCCUGAAAUCCUUUGUUAAAAUUGUUUAAAAAAAAAAGAUAUAAUACAAA
Cimex lectularius (bed bug) is the source of this 758-nucleotide messenger RNA. RefSeq lists its product as uncharacterized. The record is from RefSeq and is a predicted model, not a curated record. The transcript has 3 exons. Bases 155 to 727 code for a protein of 190 amino acids. NCBI's taxonomy places the organism in Eukaryota, Metazoa, Arthropoda, Insecta, Hemiptera, Cimicidae.